This is a messenger RNA of Orbicella faveolata, 1320 nucleotides long. RefSeq lists its product as uncharacterized. The record is from RefSeq and is a predicted model, not a curated record. NCBI's taxonomy places the organism in Eukaryota, Metazoa, Cnidaria, Anthozoa, Scleractinia, Merulinidae.
AAACAGCCACUUGGUUCAAAGUUGCAAAUAUACGUGAGUUCUUAUAGUGACAUCAUCGUCCAACUGAUGAAGGGGAAUCCCCGGCUGGGAUCAUGCGAUGCACACAAUUUAAAUUCAUGUGUUGACCCAAUACAUUCAUUAGAACGUUCGCGUGCAAAAGUUUUCAUUUGUUUGAGAUACUGCGUGGUUGAAUGAAAUAUCCUUGUAUACCGUGUUAUAUCAUCAGAUAUGUUUAUAUGAGGAAGUGCGAGCAGUUUUACGACAUGAUAUAAAUCUGCAGUUUGUAAUCAACCCCAAAUAAGAUCAACUUGGGUUGUUACUACAGUUAAUUCAACCAAAAAUAUUGAUAGCACUUGUACGUUUUCCGUUUUCUGCUUCAAGACGAUGAGCUUUGUGUUUAGUCUCACUCCUUUGCGCAAGAGGCCGUGCACUUCAGGAAAAAUACUUCUGACGAUUUUGGUGUUUGUGGCCUUCUCAUCAGUCAGCAGUUUAGCAAGUAAAAGUUAUGAGUGUCCAAACUGUAUUGGACAGUACAUCAAAACUGUUGAUCCCUCGACAGGAAAAUGUGUAGAGUGCUGGCCUUGUCCGGAAUGUUUAGAUGGUCAUGGUUCAUCUGUUAAAUGUGGAGAAACUGUACCUGAAGGCACAAAAAUUCACUGCGUGCUAUGUGUCAAUGGUGCAAAUUUCUCAGAGAGUUCUGGCACUGAUCAAUGUCAACCUUGUGGAGUGUGUGCAGGCGAACAUGAGCGUGUACUCAACAAAUGCACGCGUGACAGGGAUGUAGAAUGUGAUUGCAAAGCAGGGUUUUAUCGGAACAAAACAAAUGAUAAAUGUUUUCCCUGUAGUUCCUGCCCAAGCUGCUUGAGGGAUAAAGACAUCUUUUCAAAAUGUCAGAAGGAUAAAGAUGAACAUCAGAUGGCAAGUUCAUCUACCACUACAUGCAGUACGUUAUCAGUCUCAUCCUUAGCAACAUAUUCCCAUUCACAUUAUGCUACUUCUAUGUCUUUGCUUCCUGGUUUGACCAUCGCAAGGGUUCUGGUUCCUACAAGAACCCAACAUAUCAGCAUUACAUCAACAAGUGUAUUAGAACAAGAGAUGACACCCACUUCAAAAGCCACCAUGCAAGUGCCACCGAUUGACCACAAUAUAUAUAAUAACAAUAUGAAUGAUGACCACACUCAUGACAGUUCCAGCAAGAAAACUGAAAUUGUUAUCUCAGUAUCGAUCAUCAUGUGUGUGUGUCUUUCAACUUGUGCUGUUUUCAAAUCCCCUGCAUUUAAUGCUCUUACUUGUGAUCUUGACAAUCACAAGGCAAAAUAG